This is a messenger RNA of Eufriesea mexicana, 2426 nucleotides long. RefSeq names its product acyl-CoA Delta(11) desaturase. The record is from RefSeq and is a predicted model, not a curated record. Gene Ontology annotation, molecular function: stearoyl-CoA 9-desaturase activity; iron ion binding. Gene Ontology annotation, cellular component: endoplasmic reticulum membrane. NCBI's taxonomy places the organism in Eukaryota, Metazoa, Arthropoda, Insecta, Hymenoptera, Apidae. The coding region runs from base 291 to 1346 and encodes 351 amino acids. Gene Ontology annotation, biological process: unsaturated fatty acid biosynthetic process. The transcript has 6 exons.
CCGCGUGGUGCCGGUGUUUCAGUCUUCGUUUGAUGUCAGAUCGUUGAGUUUCGUGAGAGGGAAGCCCGCCGUGAUACAGAAUACUAGAGGAACAAUUUCGGCGAUUAGAGGGAGACGAAUUUCGUGUGAUUGUAAUUAUUUCAUAUAAAAUCGCGACUGUUGGACAUUGUGCACGAAGCAGCAUCGAAAUACAUACGGCGUGAGACAUUAACAUUCGUCAACCUAGUUGAACGAAAAAGGUUAACCGGCGGAAAGUUCAACAGGGAUACAAAUUAAGAAAAGAAGGAAAAAUGGCGCCCAACAUAACGAGCACCCCGUCCGGCAUUUUGUCCGAGGGUGACAACCUAGAGGAAAACGGGAUGAUCGACACACCUAAGAAGAAAUACGUGAGACACAUCGUGUGGAGGAACGUGAUCAUCUUCGGGUAUCUUCAUCUAGGCGCCCUUUUCGGGCUGUAUCUCGCUUUCACAUCGGCCAAGAUUUUGACGUGCCUGUUCGCCUUUAUUUUGUAUGUAUGCAGCGGCAUUGGAAUCACGGCUGGCGCUCACAGAUUAUGGGCACACCGAUCUUACAAGGCGAAGUGGCCUAUGGAGUUCGUAUUGAUGAUCUUCAAUACCAUAGCAUUCCAGGAUGCGGCUAUCGAUUGGGCCCGGGAUCACAGACUUCACCAUAAAUACAGCGAGACGGACGCGGACCCCCAUAACGCGAAGAGGGGAUUCUUCUUCGCGCACGUCGGCUGGCUCCUCUGCAAGAAGCACCCUGACAUCAAGGAGAAAGGCAAAGGAAUCGAUCUCAAUGACCUGAAGAAAAAUCCUAUAUUGGCGUUCCAGAAAAAGUACUACUUGAUUCUUAUGCCUCUGUUAUGCUUCAUCGUACCAACUAUAAUUCCAGUCUACUUCUGGAACGAGACAUGGUUGAACGCUUAUUACAUCCCUACUAUUUUGCGUUACGUUUUCACGUUGAAUAUGACUUGGCUGGUCAACUCUGCGGCUCAUCUGUUUGGUAACAAGCCAUACGACAGGUUUAUCAAUCCAGCGGAGAACAAAGCAGUGGCCUUAACCGCGUUCGGCGAGGGUUGGCAUAAUUAUCACCACGUUUUCCCAUGGGACUACAAGACGGCUGAGCUGGGCAACUACAAGUUCAAUUUUACCACAGCCUUUAUCGACGCUUGCGCGAAACUUGGAUUAGCAUACGAUCUGAAAAUCGUUCCCAGAGACAUAGUGCAGAAGCGAGUGGAUAGAACCGGCGACGGAAGUCACGAUGUGUGGGGUUGGGGUGAUAAAGAUCAGACGCAAAAAGACAGAGACAUAACGAUGGUGACGCACACUCUGAAGAAAGAUCAUUAAGGAUCAUUAGACACGUUUAUAUUGCAGGGCUGAUCGUCCGUUCGUUUGGUCGACUAAAAUAUCGAACAACGGCCCGCUUCUUUGUACAGUUCUAUAUAAAAGGGGUAGAAUAUCCGGGAAUCAAUCGAAACAUUUGGAAUAUCACUUAAUAUUUUUGUUCACCCGGUUAUAUCAGCAUUGGAUAUACACAGUUUUUCACCGAGAUCGGUUCACGAUUAAGAAUAAAACAUUUGUACAUCGUUUCGUUGUGUGUUUCCACCAAGAAUGGUUAAUGCACUAAGAUUUUUCGUUCUGCCUGGAUAUAUGCACAAAACCACGUGUUACUAUCGAAUGGAAAUCUUUAUUCUAUUUUAUUAGUCCUAUUUUAUUAUAAGAGUAGCUUAGGGUAAUAGUAUACGUGCUGUGAAUAUCGGUUUCUACAAGAUAAGAGAUGUUUAUUGAUCGAGGGAUAGGCUGAAUUGAAUGCGGCCGACAUUACGAUUACGCGACUGAUUUGAUAGGUCAUUUGGCGGGUUCUAAAUGUCCUUUUUGAUUCCGAGGGCAAAUCAAAAGCACUUCGUUCAGACACUUUAACGACGUUCUAGAUCGCAUCGAUAGAAUCGCGCGCGACGUUCGUCUCGAAUAUUGUAUUCCAAAGCCUGAAAAUAUUCUUCCUUAUUCCAGCUCGUUAGAUUGUUUCACAGUGUCCACAGUGGUGGAGGUCCCCGACCGAAACCUCCGACUUUUCCCUUCGAUCGAAUCACUACGUGAAUUCUGUUAUUAAAGGAAUUCUUUUCUUUAGGUUUUUACCAUAUCGUCCGACAGUCCCGAGUAUCGUACAGACAUAGGGAUCGUCAAGGAUGAAAAGAUAUCUUUGAAAAACAAAACAUUCCGUCGACGCGAGUUGGACGUUUGUUACAAUGGCCGUACAACCAGGACGCGUUAAAUGUUUUGUUGAAAGCAAACGAUUGAAUCGAGUGAAACCUCGUCGAGAACGUCAUUGUUAAUUAUAGUCAUCAUUUCGGUACGACAAUAAUCAUUUGUUCGAUUCCUGUUUUCGCACGUGUCAAUGACAAAUCGAAGAUUUCGCGUUACUCUUUC